AAAGAUAACAAAAGAGCGAUCUAUAAAAGUAGGCUAUACUGUAUUGAAUAAUAGAUAUACUGGAACAUUAAUAUCUGCAGCAGCACUGCAUUUUUUGUGAUAGAAACAUUUAGAUCACAGAAUACAAACUAUGGAAGACUUCUGUAGCCUUUGCAAAUUUCGAAAUGCAGACACAAUGGCAAUUAAAUAUUGUAUAACAUGCCAGGAGCCACAAUGUAAAGCGUGUUAUAGUGUGCAUAAAAGUAGUAAAGCAACGCGGAAACAUCUAAUGGUUGACAUUUCAGACGUUAAUAAGAAUUCUAAAAUUGAUCAGGAUCUAGAAUCUUUACAGAAAUGUGCUGAACAUAAAAAGGAGCUAGAGUUCUAUUGCACAGAUCAUAAACACCUGUUGUGUAGCACGUGUUUGUUACAGACGAACGGGUUAGAAUGCAAAGCAAUUGUUGAAAUAUCAUCCGCCGGUGAACUUCUUGCCAAUAGCAUGUUUAAUAAUCAAAUUAAAACUGACUUAGAUAGUGUUCUCGUUCAUUGCAUUGAAGAAAACAGGAAAAUUCAGAGCUUGAUACAGUCUGGCAAAAAUGAACGUAUUGAUAUACAAAGGCAAUUUCAACAUAUUAAGCAGAAAGUUGCAAUGGUAUUAGAAAAGUAUGAGAUACGGGUUUUAGAGGAGGUAGACCACAAUAUCGAAACCCAGUUAAUGGAAUUAAAUCAGCAUCUAGCUACACUCAGUGAUACUUUAAAUACAGCAAAAGAUAAUAAAGCAAAGCUACAGACAGUGGUAGAAAAUGGUUCGAAAGCCGACAUAUUCCGCUGUACUUUGUCAAUCUCCGAACAACUUGACGAUCUACGGGUAUCUAACAUCGCUGACAAGGCAACCGUGUAUAAACAUUCGCUGAAAAUGUCAACAGCUUUAUCAUUUCUAGUGAGGGACACAUACCCUUUUCCUGUUGUUAAGUGUGAAACCAUCAAGUAUUCGAGAGAAUAUCCAAAGAGUUUAAACAUCAGUGAUAGGAAACAAAAGCUGUCGAAUAUCGUAGAACAAGUUAUGCUGAAAACAGAUAGAAACAAAUUACCUGAUUUUGUCCAUUGUGACGCUGACACAAAAGAAAGUGGUGAUGGAAUUAUCAAAGAUGGUGACACUGAGUUAAAAAGCGUUAUGUUUGAUGAACAAAGACAGGCAGAGGAUAAAACGGCUUUAGUGACCAAUGCACUGGAAACUGGUUGCAGUCAAACGAAUAUCAGAAUAGCUCACGUGUCAAAUAUUCGGAUAAACACAACUGAUGAUAGAUUACCGACGAUAGAUGGUGUUACAACAUUACACGACGGCCGACUAAUCUUAUCGGAUCAAAAUGCACCAAGACUGAUCAUCCUCAAAGAAAACUUCACCUACGAUCACGAGCUAGACUUUAAAGAACCUCCAGGGAACCUUACAGUUCUAACACCUGAAUCACUGGCUGUGUGUUUACCGACAGCGAAGACUGUUACGAUCAUAUCAACAGAUGCAUUCACCAGUUGGAAUUUAUGCUAUUGACAAAACACGACUAUUUGUUUCAUCGGUUAAUGACAAUAACUCCUGGUUUUUAAACGUUUUGACGCCUAAUGGAGCUGUUAUUGUGACUAUCAGAAAUAGGCAGCCAAUUUUAGACGCUAAACAUAUUUCAUCGCUUAUAAUUACGAACAAAUGCCGGUACUAUAUCUUCUGUUGUAAUGUAUCAGAAUUCGUAUACUGUAUCCAGGCUGACGGAAAAGAGAUAUUUCGAUACAAUGUCAAGUCACCAAACGGCUUAUACGUCGAUGAAGCAAACUAUAUUUAUGUCGUGGAUUCUUUGGGAACAUUGCAUUUACUUUCUGCGAAUGGUGAGUUACUUCAAAAGGUACCUAUCCCUGCAGGUGCCAGUGGUAUAACAUACUAUCCUGUAAUGAACAGGCUUGUCGUAACAAGACAAAAUGAAUCUGAAUUCAGUGUGUACAGUGUUAAACGUUAGAGUUACGUUAUGGAUUGAAUACCAUCUAAUGAAUUACAUAAACGUUAUGUGUUAUAUCGCUAUUAUAUUCCUUUGGUGUUGUUAGAUGUUGCAGAUGGUAUUUAUUGCUGUGUGUAAACGACGACUUCGGAUUUGAUUCAUUGCUCCGGAACCAUGAAAAAAUAUAAACAUAAUGUAAAAAUUGUAAAUAUUGACACCAUCCAAGAGCAAAGAAAUUAUUCAUCCAUAAAAUGAAAGUCUACAGCUAUAAUUGUUUUUGUGUUACUAGUAAAAUAUUUGAUGGGUUGAAACUGAAUUCAGCUCUGGUAUAUACACAUUUAUAAAGACUCGAUUUAUGCUUUCAUUGCUUUUUAAGCUUUAUUGGCGUUUCACAAUGCAUGUAAUAGCAAGUAAAGCCUAAAAUAAUAAGUGUUUGUUUACAAGCUAAAAGGUAAUUCAUUAAGUUCUUUCAAAGCCUACUUACAUCUGUCAACAACAACACUCUGCAACUGAUCCUGAUUGCUGCUCUUACCUCGUAAAUUUGAACUGCAUUUUGAACAGUCAUCUAGCUAGUGUUAUUUACAUUCUUUAUAUUAUUCAAGGGAGACAAAUGGCUUACCGAGUGACAGAGUAAAUCUGCUAUUUCAAAUGUAUUCAAAGACUCUGAUCACAACAUACAAUUUCAAAAUAAACAAUUACGCUUAACAAAUCUUUUAGUGCAACGCUUAAUUAUCUACCAAUAUUAUUUUGAUUACCCGUAUCUUGCGUACAUUAAGAAAAAUCUGUUGGUAAUAAUAUGUCAAAAUUACAGAAAAAUCAAUUCAUUUUUAAUAAGCAAACUGGAUUUAUUUCAAAAUGUAAUUUCACAUGAAAUUGUUAAAUUCUCAUGGCAUGCUGGUGGUAAUAGAAACUUUUAUAGUUGUAAAAUAUCUUUAUUUUACAAUUUUGAAUAUUUUCAAGGGCAAAUUUUAGAUAUUUUGAUGAAUAAAAUUUACAACAAAGAAUGCUUAUUGACUCCCUUUUCAUGAAUCAUUUGGAUUCAUAUUUCUUAUUUCUAAACAUAAUAGUUUUGCCAAUAAAAUGAAAAUAUUCCAAGAAACCUAGAAGAAAAAGUCUUCCACUA
This is a messenger RNA of Mercenaria mercenaria, 3084 nucleotides long. RefSeq lists its product as uncharacterized. The coding region runs from base 131 to 1528 and encodes 465 amino acids. Lineage: Eukaryota; Metazoa; Mollusca; Bivalvia; Venerida; Veneridae. The record is from RefSeq and is a predicted model, not a curated record. Gene Ontology annotation, molecular function: zinc ion binding; ubiquitin-protein transferase activity. The transcript is spliced from 2 exons. Gene Ontology annotation, biological process: positive regulation of DNA-templated transcription. Gene Ontology annotation, cellular component: chromatin; nucleoplasm.